Bolinopsis microptera is the source of this 1284-nucleotide messenger RNA. Its product is annotated as zinc finger protein 594-like. The record is from RefSeq and is a predicted model, not a curated record. Gene Ontology annotation, molecular function: DNA-binding transcription factor activity, RNA polymerase II-specific; RNA polymerase II transcription regulatory region sequence-specific DNA binding. Bases 11 to 964 code for a protein of 317 amino acids. Gene Ontology annotation, biological process: regulation of transcription by RNA polymerase II. The transcript has a single exon. Lineage: Eukaryota; Metazoa; Ctenophora; Tentaculata; Lobata; Bolinopsidae.
CAAUAAAGCGAUGGAAGUGAGAAUUCCCCAAAGUGCACCAUUAGACCCCCACCACCACCUUCACUCGGCUCAGGUGGCACCAUUAGACCCCCACCACCACCUUCACUCGGCCCGGGUGGUGGAAGAAGAGUUCUUGGAAGAAGAAGAAAUACUAAAGGGAGAUGAGGAGAUAAUAGAAGAAGAGCAGAUGGUGCAUCUUGAGGAUGUACUGGAUCAGAUUGGAUCAGAAGACGAUUCUGCUGAACUCCAGAUGGAAGAGCAGAACGUCUCGUACGAAGAGAUGCCCGAGAAAAAGGAAUUCCAAUGUGAGUACUGCAACUAUUCCACAAACCGUCGGAGUGAUCUAACAAGACACGUGCGGGGUCACACCGGGGAGAACUUAUUCCACUGUGUGAAGUGUGAAUACAAGACAGCUCGUAAAUCAGACCUGAGACGGCACCAUCUGCUUCACGCGGGAGAGAAACCUUUCAAGUGUGGGGUAUGUAACUACACCACAUCCCGCAAGACGGUGCUGCUCAAACACAUGCACAUCCACACUGCUAACCUGCCCCGCUGUAGAGUCAUCUUAGUUCAGGUCACUAAAGAGGGACAAAAAGUGAUCAACAACAACGCCCUGGCCGACCUUCCUUCCUCUUCUACCGUGGAGACCACCACCUCUUCCUCAUCAUCCCCCAAGAAACGCAGAACCUCCAGUGCUUCUGUCAAAAUGUACUCGUGCGACAAAUGCGACUUUGUGGCCGCUUGUCGCAAGAACUACCAUGAGCACCGCCUGAGCCAUGGCAAGGAGCAGAAGUGGAAAUGUCCAAUGUGUGGCUAUAUGACAAUCAGGAAAUCCGACAUGACAAGGCAUUUCAACAUCCACAUUGACAACGUCUUCAAAUGCAACCUGUGCGAGUAUAAAACAGUGAGACACUCGGACUUCGUCAGACAUAGCAAGACCCAUAAUAAACACAAAUACCAAUAAACUACAUGAAGCUGCGUGUUUUGAUAUCAAAUACUUGUUAAAUGUGAUAAAUUUGUACAAAGAGUAAAUUUUUGGUUAUUCAUGGCAAUUUUACGUGGAUCUUUGUUGUGUUGUGCUAAAUUUUGAUGGCACCUGUUAACUUGAUAGAAGAAAUUCCCAAUUUAAUUGCCUCUAGUGACCGAUUGUCUACUUUUGAGAGAGGUAAAGCCAGUUAAGUAUAUUUAUGUUUGAAUUUCAGUUUAUCUAUAACCUUUUGUAAACCUUAUGCGGAUUUCGAUAUGUGGUUGUUGUUACUUGUUUAUUUUGAGGUAGCUUUUAGG